Molecule: messenger RNA, 288 nt
Organism: Marmota flaviventris (yellow-bellied marmot)
Lineage: Eukaryota; Metazoa; Chordata; Mammalia; Rodentia; Sciuridae
Source: RefSeq, a predicted model, not a curated record
AUGCUCUUCUACUCCUUUUUUAAGUUCUUUGGGGGCAAGGAUGUGGUCAUGGAACUCAAGAAUGACCUGAGCAUCUGUGGAACCCUCCAUUCUGUGGAUCAGUAUCUCAACAUCAAACUAACUGACAUCAGUGUUACAGACCCUGAGAAAUAUCCUCACAUGUUAUCAGUGAAGAACUGCUUCAUCCUUGACUCAGUGGUCCAUUUUAUGCAGUUGCCAGCUGACGAAGUGAACACACAGUUCCUACAGGAUGCAGCAAGGAAGGAAGCCCUACAGCAGAAACAGUGA